AUCCCAGACUAUAUGAACAAUUUUCAUGUUGUCUGUGGUGAUACGCGUGAUAUUUUGAUAAUAUACUGAAGAUUUAAACUGUUGUUAAAUCCCCUCUCAAACAUUUCCGAUCCCACAGUUGAUCGUAAUUCCCUAUAAACGGAGUUUCGAUAACAGUUGAAUUUUAUGUGGUCAUUGUUGACACGUUGCUAAACUGUAUUCCUAAAUAUAUUGUAAAAUACUGAGUCUAAACAAAGAUUUAUAAGUAUUUCUUUUUUUUUAAUAUAAAUUAUUGUUAUUAAACUAUUUUUAGUUUUCUUACAUAAUAAAUAGUUAAUCUUUUAAAUUUUAUUAAGAAUUUAAAAAAAAAUUGACUAUAAAGAAAAUAUUGAGGCAGGGCAGACGGCUGAUUAUCAUCAUAUCAUAAUUAUAACGAUUUCAAGUACAUUUGUUUUAUUUAUUAAGCGUUCAAAAUGUUUGCCACAAUAUACAAAUCGCUUUUUAAUAAAUCUAAAAUGGAAAAUAAUAAAUUAGAUCCAGAAACAGUUAUGAAAACUAGACAAAACGUAGAGAAUCUACUUACUGAUUUGUGUGAAGUAAAUGAUACUUUAAACGAUGAUGAUAAUAGUUCCAAAUCAAAAGAUAAUUCUCUUGAGUCUAUUGAGUUGUCUUUUGAUAAUAUUCAUCUAGAAUAUUUAAAUGAUAAUGAUUCUGUUGACAAUUUUGAUGACUCUAAGAAUGAUAUUAGUUUUGAUGGUAAUAAUAAACCAGAGGUUGCCCAAAUUGAAAAUUUCGAUGACAAAAAACUAAUAAACCAAAUUAAUAGUCUUCAAUGUCCAUUUACAUGGAAUUUGAAGCAAAAUCACAAAAUUUCACGGUUACAAAAUGAAUAUGGUGAAUAUAACUUGGAUAUAUCUUCUCAAGAAUUUUUAUUUGAAAGGUUUAUUGGUAAUUUAAUAAUUGGUUAUGAAAUGUUUCGUUUGGGAAAAUCUAAUUUAGCAUUAAUAAAAAUAUCAGAAAUUGGAAAAUGGCUUGAAGAAUUGGAUGAUAAAAGUACUGAUGUCUUUUAUUUAUCCAUUAAUUCUGGCCUUUUACAUGUACUGAAAGCUACUUUUAUUCAUAUAUUAUUUGCUACAAAUUCGAUUGAGGAAAGUAAAUUGUUCAUACACGAUAUUGUUCCAUUUGCCAGUUUGGAUCCAAAAUCAAGAGCUACUGUGCAUGCUAUACGUGCGGCUAUAUUAACUAAGUAUGAUGGAGAUGCUAGUCAUUACAAAAAAGCUUGUGAGUGUGCCAAAAAAGCGUGUGAUUUGAAUCCAAGUACUUCUCAUUGGUUUUAUAUUUAUUCACUUGCAUUGACUGCUCAAAGGAUAUUUUCACAGUCCUUUAAGUCUUCUCCAUCAGAAAAUGAAAUAAAUGCAAUUCAGCAAGCUAUUGAGCUGUCUGGAGGAAAAAAUAUUGUGUUUGAAUAUAAAAAAAUGAUAUUAAAAAGAGAUUCCAUUAUUUGGAAUUUUCAUAGCAAUAAGAAUAAAAAUGAUAAAUCUGUGAUUCAAAAAUAUUUGUUGGAUAAUAAAUCAAUUGUUAAAAUGAUCAAAACCAUAAUUUAUAUGGGUCCAAAAGACCCUCAUAUUGUUAUUAAUUGUGCUAGAACUUUAAUAACUCUUCCAUUUAUGGUACGUGAUUUAAAUUUGGGAAAGAAGUAUUUGACUAAAGCUCUAAAUAUGGCACCAAAUGAUGGAAGUGUUUUAAAAGCUAUUGAAAUAGUCGUUAAAGUUUAUAACAAAUUAUCAAAAAAGAACAAAGUUUCUACUAAUGAAAUGAAGAAAAAAGCAUUAGUCAAAAAUGAUAAUUCUUUUUUAAAUAAAGAAUUAAAAUCCAUUAUUAUAAAACAUAAAAAUGGUGAAGAUCUUCUUCCUUAUCUUACCGAUUUACUAGAUAAAUUUGAUGGAUAUGAAAAAUUAAAAAUUAUAGCUGAAAUAUGUUCAUAUACUAUAUUAUUUAAAAAUAACUUAAAAGCUGGUAUUGAACAAUUUGUAAAAUUAAUUGAACAUCCAGAUAUUGUAAACAAUGAUUUAAUUACACAACAUUGUUCAACAUUCUGUGCAAAGAAGUUUAAUUUAGCUGAACUUAUUUGUAAUGAAAUAAGAUUAGCUACUAAUUCAAAUAAAACUUCUUCUGAGGAUAUGUUGUUUUAUUUUAAAAUGUUACCUGUGAUUAUUGAAACAUGUAAUAUAGUGAUAAAAGAAGUUGAUCCAUUGAUGAAAAACGGGUUAAUCAAUAUUUUACCUACUAAAUUAACAUGUUUAAAUAGUCAAAGUGAAUCUGAUUUGCUGCCUAAUGAAGAUGUUGAUAAGACAAUUAAAAAUAAAAAUCAAAAGAAAAAAACUCUGAAAAAAACUAAAAAUUUGUAUUAUCCUGGUUCCAAAGGUUUUGUAAUUAACUCUCAAAUCAAUAAUGUUCAUAUGAAAACUCAUCAAACAAAUGCAAUUGAUAACAAUCAAUUGAAAUCAAAAACAUUAGAGUUUUUAAAUUCUUCUGCAGAAAAUCAAUCUUCAAAAAAUUCUAUCCCUUCGAUUAACGUUAACUUAAAAAAUUUACAGAAUAAUGAAGAAUUACAGAAUUACACUCAGCAGUUGUAUCAAAAUAUUUUAAGUAAUAUGCAUCAACAGUAUAAUUUACAUAAUAUUACACCUCAGGGUCUUAAUCGGUUUUUUAAUCAAAACCAUGCAAACCUAAACUGUUCUUCUCGACAAUCACCAUUUCGAAAUCCUCAGACACCUCCAUUACUCAGCUUAAGACCUCAAAUAACUCCAGAAAAUUCAAAACCUAUUAAACAACAGCCAAAAAUGAUGCCUACUAAAAAGAAAUGAGUUGACUCAAAUUUUGUUUUAAUAACAUUUAUAGCGAUUUCUUUAUUAAAACAACUAAUAACCAUAAUUAGUACUUGGAUUUUAUUUACUUAGGGUUGCAUCAUUGGUGUGUCAUUGUUAUGGUUUUUUGUUUUUUUUUAACGUCCACAUUAUUCAUUAAUAUGAACUGUUAAU
Molecule: messenger RNA, 3020 nt
Organism: Sipha flava (yellow sugarcane aphid)
Lineage: Eukaryota; Metazoa; Arthropoda; Insecta; Hemiptera; Aphididae
Exons: 7
Coding region: 453-2846 (797 amino acids)
Molecular function (GO): protein binding
Source: RefSeq, a predicted model, not a curated record